CUUCUGUCACUUCUGUCAUCUGUCUGAAGACAUGUCAGCUGCUUUCGCACUAAUUUUAUAAACAAUUUUCGUUUAUUUGUAUUUGUACGACAUCCUUAUUUCAGUUAAAGAAACGGCUUCGAAAACUGUUGAAAAUGUCUGUACUGACAAGUUCAUCUUGGGAAGACCUAAGAAAAACUGCACGCUUACUGGAAAAUGACAUAGAUGUAAAGUUGGUUGCAUUCAGCAAGCUAGGAGUGAGCACUGGUGCGUCAAGUCUCAGCUCAGAGAGUGUCCCGCUCAUCAACAGCGAUGACAUGUUUGACACCAUGUCCAUGGAAUUGCAGCAGUUAUUAAAUAAGCUUUCGCAAAUCAAUGACAAAAUGUCGGAGCUGGCUCCGAGUGGCGCGGCUACAAUGCACACUAUCAAGAGACACAGAGAAAUACUCAUGGACUACCAGCAAGAGUUCUCGAAGACUAGUGCGCGUGUGAGCGCGCGGCGAGAGCGCGAGGAGCUGCUGCGGGGGGGCAGCCCGCCGCCCGCCGCCGCCGCCGGCCUCAGCCGCCGCGACCAGUUUUCCAAGGAGGCCAACCACCUGCACAGUUCCCAUAUACUGGUGGAUGAGCAGAUCAACAUAGCGAUGGAGGCGCGGGACCACCUCACCUCGCAGCGGCAGACCUUCAAACGCAUGCAGACGCGUUUCAACGACAUUACUAAUAGGUUUCCAAUGCUAAACAGUCUAAUAUACAGGAUAAACGCGCGCAAACGACGUGAUUCUCUAAUCAUCGGUCUCGUGGUAGCAGUAUGUACGUUCCUACUCCUCUUGUACGCAUUCCAUUGACUGCUUUGACUUUGUGAAGGUAUGAACGUGUGAUAUCUGCGCGGCGAUGGCACGCGUUUGAUAGAGAUAUAGUUAGGCUGAAACAUUUAUGUAAAUAGGCUAGAAUACCGGGUCAAAGAUAAAUUAUAAAAUGUUUUGACUUUUCGAAAAAGAUAUCAUUGACUAGGUUGCCCUCGUGCCUAUUGCGGUGGCCGAUUUGAGUUUUUGAACACACUCUAAUAUUGUUAGACAGAGCCGAUUAGACAAAGUUCAUCAGACAUAGCGAAAAUACUAUUUUAUCAGUUAAGUCACCUUCACAAAUGAGAAAGCAAUUUUCUUUUCUCUCGUACAUUAUAUUUAUUAAAUUUAUUUACGUUACCUAACUCGAUUAGAGCUUGUAUAGGUCGCACUUCUGUGCACAUGUCUCCCACAUCAAUUGGAGGCAUUAGGAGAAUAAAAGAGCAGCGAGCUUAGCAACGUAAGCACGCGACUCUUUCUCGCCGCGACAGAGAUCAUCUGUCGCUUUCUGUGCAGUACUGUGAGAGAGUGACUGGUGACGUAUGUCGAGGCGAGAAAGAGUCGCGCGCUUACAGUGCUAAGCCCCGAGAAUAUUAUGUUUUUGUAUAUUUAUUGUGAUGAGCUAUAAGAUAUACUGUUAUGGUGUUACCCUUUUAUUGUCUAUGACUAGGGAAUACAAUGGCCCCGAUUCCUGGAGACACCGUCUAAUUUUAUUUUAAGUUAUAUCUGUCAUUUUCAUAUCCGUCGAAAAGGAAAGGGACGGAUGAUUCACAGCUCUUAAUUUUAGGAAGAAUGAGUAAAUGAACGUGUCGGAUUAUUGACUGAUGUAAAAUUUUUAGACGGUUGGUUUAGAUUUGUGCUUAAAAUUGACGUGUGUUCCAUAAAUUUUAUGCUUGUCGAUUACCCGUCCCUUUCCUUUUCGGCGGAUAAGAAAAUGACAGAUAUAACUUAAAAUAAAAUUAGAUGGUAUUUACAGGAAUUAGCACCAAUAUAUCGUCUAAUCAGCGCCACUUACAAACAGAAUACACCUUUGUAAUCGGAACGAAACACUUAAAAGUCGUAACGCCGACAGUCCUUUUAAAAUCCAAACUCCAUUGUUUUACUAUUGUGUCUAGAAACCUCAUCUUUACGAGGUUAAUUUUACAGAUGUUUUGUUCAUACUUAUAAGGAAACUAAUUAUUUAGCAGUGGAUAGAUAGAUAGAUAAAUAUAGCAGGUGCGUCACGCAAAGGUUCGUUUCUUACGCGUUCCGAUUACAGUAGUAUCAUCCGUAUCUAAAAACAAAAACCUCUCAAUGCAAAAUAUAGCAUUUAAAGUUGGAGCCAACUAUAAGUUUCACCUCUUCAGCAUGAAAAGAUUUUUCGCGCGUAAAAACAAUGAGGAAAAGCGAGUUUUUUUUUUUACUUGGAUUCCAUGGAGAAGGCAAUGGAACAUAGCCAUACAGCCUGAUAUGCAUUUAAACUCAGCGCUUUGUAUGUGAUUUUAUUGAAAUUUAACGUAAUAUUUCAAAUAAAUGCUAGUGAAAAUUAAAUUAACUCAACUGUAUUAUGUUUGGUAUUCAUAAAAUACCCAUCUAAUCCCUGUAAAAAUAUCAUCCCUUUCCUUUCGUCUAUAAAACUUUUCUCGCUGGUAGAGGUGAAAAGUUGUAUGUUUAACACGAGGGCAUUUUUUUUUAUAUUUAGUGUCUUUAAAUCAACUCCUGUUCUCAGUAGUCUGUUUUAGUAUCACUCGCUACCAGUGAUGUGCCGUUCUCGGGAAUAUUCCUAUUUCGUGAAUACUCCCGGCAAUAAAAAGGCGCAAACAGUAUGUAAAAGAGCAUUAUUACCUGAGUGCAAGAAAGAACAGUUUGAAAAAGAAAAGCAGCUAGUGUCCUUACUAUUAAAGCGUUUUGACAACGGGAAUAUUCCUACUUUGGGAACAUUCCCUGGGACGGCACAUUACUGCUUAUUAAUCGUUAUUAAAUUGUAAACUACGUCGCCAGUCCGUGUUUGAGCGUCAGCACUUCCAGAGAAGCACAUCUUUGCCCUCAUGUUGAACAAAUAACUAUUAUUACUAUUAUAAAAAUAACUAUUAAAUAGUUUAUUGUUAUACUAUUUCUCAUAGCACUAUUCAUAUUUCUCAAACUAAAUAUUUGAUUUAUUUAGAAUUUGGAAUGUUACUUUAAUUUCCUUACAUGAAAACUCUCAAACAAAUUGUUUAUUUUAUUUUGUCUGAAGUGUUAAGAUUUUUUAAAAUCAUAUGCCGAUGCGUAUUUCAGAGAUAUAUUAUUUUACAAUUAAUUUUACAACUCACCAUAAACAAGUAGUUCUAUAAUUCUCAAUCAUAUAAAAAGGAAGAUAUCACAUAAUAAAAUAGGCCUAAUAUGUAGAAAAAUGUAAAUAUUAUAUUUAAUCAUCCAAAUAAAACUAAUUAUAUUUUA
This is a messenger RNA of Pectinophora gossypiella (pink bollworm), 3236 nucleotides long. It is a transcript of the gene Gos28, whose product is annotated as Golgi SNAP receptor complex member 1. Bases 135 to 821 code for a protein of 228 amino acids. The transcript has 6 exons. Gene Ontology annotation, molecular function: SNAP receptor activity. Lineage: Eukaryota; Metazoa; Arthropoda; Insecta; Lepidoptera; Gelechiidae. The record is from RefSeq and is a predicted model, not a curated record. Gene Ontology annotation, cellular component: Golgi medial cisterna; SNARE complex; cis-Golgi network. Gene Ontology annotation, biological process: endoplasmic reticulum to Golgi vesicle-mediated transport; vesicle fusion.